This is a messenger RNA of Vigna angularis (adzuki bean), 3517 nucleotides long. Its product is annotated as nonsense-mediated mRNA decay factor SMG7-like. The coding region runs from base 337 to 3105 and encodes 922 amino acids. Gene Ontology annotation, molecular function: telomeric repeat DNA binding; telomerase RNA binding; protein binding. Gene Ontology annotation, cellular component: telomerase holoenzyme complex. Lineage: Eukaryota; Viridiplantae; Streptophyta; Magnoliopsida; Fabales; Fabaceae. The transcript is spliced from 6 exons. The record is from RefSeq and is a predicted model, not a curated record. Gene Ontology annotation, biological process: nuclear-transcribed mRNA catabolic process, nonsense-mediated decay.
UAUUUCUUUACCAUUAGAAAAAAGCUAUAUCAAAAUCCUGAAUAUGGUUAAGAUUGCUGUCUUGUAUUCAGUCUCCUCAUCAUAAUCCCACCUUUUACUUUGUCUGUUUCACAACUGAAACCCCUACUAGUGGUCCAAUUCUUCUUGCUUCUUGCUUCUUGCUUCUUCCUUUCUCCGCUUACAUCUUCCUCUCUUUCUCUUUCUUGCUUUCGCUGAUUUCGAAUCGCUUUCUGCUUCAUUUCAUGCCGCUUGCUUAUAACCCAGUUACAAAUGUUCACUAAUGACUUUCCUCUUCAAUUGAUGCAUCAACUUUGAAGGAAUUUUUUAGUUUGAACCAUGACAAGCAAUCUAUCUCUUUCUCCUGGAGUUCAUAAAGAAGAAGAAAAGGUUCUCUCAGAGUUAACUUUUGUUCAGAUUGGGAAUUAUGAAAAGCAGUUAUGGGCAUUCAUGCAUUCUAAAGGACUUUUGCACUCUGAUACUCAAGACUUGUACCGCAAGGUUCGGUCUGGUUAUGAGAUAAAAAUCUUGAGUGAUCUCAUGCUUUCAGAACUUCAGGAUGUUGAAUAUUCUUUAUGGAAGCUGCACUAUAAGCAUAUCGAUGAGUUUCGAAAACUAAUAAAGAAAAGCUCUGGUAGCGUGGAAAGCAAAGUAUCAGGAAGGCCUCAAAAUCAUGUUGUGCAUAGAGACAAUGACAGCCAUUUAAAGCUAUUUAAGAUAUUUCUGACAGAAGCUAUUGAAUUUUACCAAACUCUGACUGUCAAAAUUAGAAAAAAUUUUGGAGUCCCCGUGGAGUCUUUGUUUUAUAAAAAGGGUUGGAAUUAUGCUUCUGUCGAACCAGAUGUCAUGCAGAAAUGCCAGUAUUUGUGUCAUCGCUGCCUAGUUUGUAUGGGGGAUCUCUCCAGGUAUAAGCAACAAUGUGAAAACUCAGAUAUUCAACAUCAUAAUUGGUCGGUUGCUGCCACACAUUAUUUGGAAGCGACAAGGAUUUGGCCAGACAGUGGUAACCCACAAAAUCAGUUGGCUGUACUGGCAACAUAUAUUGGUGAUGAAUUUCUUGCUCUCUACCACUGUAUAAGAAGUUUAGCAGUUAAACAACCUUUUCCCGAUGCCUGGAACAACCUUAUCUUGUUGUUUGAAAAGAACAGAUCAUCUCCUCUGGAGUUUGUUUCCAGCGAAGUCUCUGUAGAUUUCAUGAAACCUUUUUGCAGAAUUGGUGAAGAGAGUAAGGUGCAAGGCAAAGACGAUAGCUCAAACUGCAACAAGUCUGAAGGCAAAAAUAAUCAUUUUACAAAAUUAUGGUCACUUAUCGUUAGAACAAUGAGUUUCUUCUUCAUAUCGUCAAGUUUGGAGGAAUUCUCUAUUGCAUUGGCAUCCACAAUUGGAGGAUUGGAUCAAAUGAUGGAGCUAGAAGACAGGGAACUAAAGACCACGUUGGAAUCCUAUAGUCAAAUGGACUUAGCCAGAAGAGGUCCUUUCCGAGCCAUACAAGCAGUUUCUAUUAUCAUAUUCUCCCUCACAAAUCUACUUGGAAAAAAUGAAUCUGAAGACACAAAUGAAAGGCAGUUGAUGCAACGGGCAUUAGCUGCUGCAUUUAGCUUGAUGGGACGUUUCACUGAAAGAUGCCUAAAGGCGAGUUCUUUGAAUCAUUGCCCCCUGUUGCCUUCAGUGCUUGUCUUUGUGGAGUGGUGUUCAAGCAUACAUGACAUAAGUGCAACCGAUCAAAAUAGUACAAGAGCUAUUUCCUAUUUUUUUUAUGUGUUUAUUGAACUUCUGAAUCAACUAAAGGAUGAUAGAAAGGAAACCAAAAAGCAUCUUGAUAGAUUUCCUCUGUGGGAGGAUUAUGAGCUGAGGGGCUUUAUACCUAUAGCUCGUUCACAUGUCUCAUUGGAUUUCUGUGGUAAUUGGGAACACUUAGACAACUUUGAAAGUGGAAUUGAUUUGCGCACUGAGCGCAUCAGAGAAGCAGCGAUAAAGAUGGCUAGCAGAUCAAAUACUUGGCAGAAGUGGAUUACAUAUGAUAAAUUAGGAAAUAAAUUUCAUGUGGCUAGACCAAAUGAAGAUCAUGACAAGGAAGAAACAAAAUAUGUGGAGUCCAAUAGCAAUAACACAAAAUUGGAAGAGUAUUAUCGACAAUCUGAAGAAGACACAGGAGGGUAUGGUAAAUGGAUGAGAGAGGAUAAUCCAAGUAGAUCCAGCACCAUUGGAAAAUCUUACGUAGUGGAAGAGGAAGAAGUUAUUCUCUUCAGGCCUCUCACAAGAUAUAAUUCAGCACCAUCACACCCCUCUAAGUCCACUGUUGAUCAGAUGUCACCAAAACACAAGGACAACCAAAGCGUUCAGUCUAAUGAUUGUUUGCGCCGUGCUAGUUCUCUGCUUAUGGCACAAAACCCAGCUCAAACUCACAGUGAUCCAUGGGAAUUCCAUGACAGAUUUUUGGAUUUAAGGAGUGACAGAUCAUUCAAACAACAAGAAUCUUCAACAAAGGAAUUAAAUGCACACACUUCUCCUGAGGCCCUAAUCUCUGCAGGCCCUCCUUCUCUCAAUGCUUGGGUGCUUGGUAGAGGAAGCUUGAGCGAUUACAAAAAUAAUGGAACAAAUGACCUUGGUGGGCAAAGGCUGCAGCCAAUUGAGGAAAUAGCCUCUUCAUCUUUGGACAGUCUUUCCAUCCAUAAAACUGAAAAUUCGGUCGCAAGUUCAGUGGAUGAGUCUUCAAUCUAUCAUUAUUCCCCUUCGGCUACAUAUUCCCUUCCAGUGCCAUCUGCUCCAUUACUUCCUGAUAAUGCUACAUGGUAUACGGAUGCACAGUCUUGUUUAUCUCCUCCAUUGUUUCCAGACAACUCAGAUUGGAGUUCUACUUAUGGACCACGUGGAUAUGAUCCUAGAUUUUCUGUUCUUUCUAAUGGAUACCCAUCACUUGGAAGAAUGACUUCUUCAGAAUGGCUGCGUUGGUAUAGAGAGAACUACAAACCUGAAACGACCAACAAUCACAUGCUACCUACUCAUUUGAAUACUCCUGUUCCUGUAAACUUCCUCUAUCAUGAUACUUACAGGUUUGAUCAAUUUGAUAGUUGGAACAACAACAACCCUUUGUCUUCUAACCAGUGACUUAAAUGUAGCCCCCAAGGCCCCCACUAUUGCAGCCUGGUUUUUUAUCUGUUUUUGGUGUUGACAAAACUAGUGUCUACAACAAUUUUCAAAGACCAAGCCAGUAUGGAUGUGGUGCAGUGACAAACCUGAGGAAUGAGCCAGUCUCUGCUAGAGUGUCUGAAGGAGAAGGAAUGGUGACUCCAGCUAAUGUCAGAGGGCUACAUUCAUGGGAAAUUAGAACUUCUAUCUGAAACUUUUGUUCCAGGAACCAUUUCAGAGGUGAAAAACUUUUUGUGUAGUUUGUUUCUUUACCAAGCAUAUGUAAGUAUAUCAUUCAUGCAUAGAGAUGUUUAGGUCAUUUGCUGAACGAAUUGCGGAAUCUUAUACAGUGGAUGAAAUAUCCAACAUUCCAGCUUUUAUCUCGUGGAAA